Danio aesculapii is the source of this 1053-nucleotide messenger RNA. It is a transcript of the gene usb1, whose product is annotated as U6 snRNA biogenesis 1. The coding region runs from base 165 to 1001 and encodes 278 amino acids. Gene Ontology annotation, cellular component: nucleus. Lineage: Eukaryota; Metazoa; Chordata; Actinopteri; Cypriniformes; Danionidae. Gene Ontology annotation, molecular function: 3'-5'-RNA exonuclease activity. The transcript has 7 exons. Gene Ontology annotation, biological process: U6 snRNA 3'-end processing. The record is from RefSeq and is a predicted model, not a curated record.
AAUCGAUUCGUUAAUGAAUCCUCAAGUUUGUUGUAAAGGGGCGAUAAGAAGCAGCAACGCCAUUGAUUAUCAUAUAAAUAAAUUUUUAUAAUAACAGUAUCCUCACGUGGGUGAGAUGACAUUCUUCUAAAAUAAAUAGUUUUAAAGGAUUUUUCUGCCUCGACAUGAUUGUCAAUUACAGUAGCAGCAGUUCUGAAGAGGAAUCUGAAAUCUCUUCAUCACCUUCAGGGAAAAGACAAAAACUAGACACUGAAACCAGCACCAGUGAAGCUUUGGACCAUGGAUCUGCUCACAGAAAAGUGUGCAAGUCCACCCACUUGACGCCUCGUCUGCCUCUUCCUGACAGUGUAAAGGAGAUGUUCAGAGAUUCAGAAGAACAGUGGACUGAUAAAAAUGAAGAACAUGGAGGUCGACAACGCUCAUUCCUGCACGAGCGCGGAAACUGGGCCACAUAUGUGUUCUUUCCUUAUGAUCCUGAGGAGGCCUUUCUGGAAGUGCUCAAUAAAAUGAUGGCGGCUGCAGAAGCUCACAACCUCCCUCUGACAGUUUCCGAAGAGUUUCACCUCAGUCUCUCAAAGACGGUGGUCCUGCGCCAUCACUGGAUCCAACCGUUUGUCCAGUCUAUUCGGACCAGUCUGACACACUUCCAGAAGUUUUACUGUGUGGCCUAUAAAUUGAAGGUGUAUGCUAAUGCUGAAAAGACGAGGACUUUUCUUGGGAUGGAAAUCUCCACUGGAACGUCUCACUUGCUUGAGCUUAGCAAAAUAGUGGAUAAAACCAUGAAGGAAUUCAACCUUAGCACCUUUUAUGAGGAUCCUUCUUUCCACAUAAGUCUUGCUUGGUGCGUGGGUGACCAAACGGAAAGACUGGAAAAGGCGUGUUUAUCAGAAUUGCAGGGUUUUAUUGACGCACAUGAAGAUGGACCAUUCCAUGCAAGGCUAAACUGCAACGAGCUUCGCUGCAAGACAGGAAAUAAAGUCUUUGUUUUUCCCCUGCAAUGAUCCUAAAACUACUGAUGUUUAGUCAGCCAUGGAAUAAAAAUCUUAAGAGGUA